Molecule: messenger RNA, 3845 nt
Organism: Sarcophilus harrisii (Tasmanian devil)
Lineage: Eukaryota; Metazoa; Chordata; Mammalia; Dasyuromorphia; Dasyuridae
Gene: TRHR
Product: thyrotropin releasing hormone receptor
Exons: 3
Coding region: 413-1603 (396 amino acids)
Biological process (GO): phospholipase C-activating G protein-coupled receptor signaling pathway
Cellular component (GO): membrane
Molecular function (GO): thyrotropin-releasing hormone receptor activity
Source: RefSeq, a predicted model, not a curated record
GUCAGAAAAGGAAUUCUCCAAAGAAAAAAAUUUUGAAUUGAUGAAUACUGGAUAGGAAGAUCAUGUGCAUGUGUGUGGGUGCUCUCUUUAAGGGGACGGUCUAUCAUUUGACAGCUUUACUGAAGCUGUAUGGUCUGCUGUCCCUUGGAAAGGGCUGGGAGGGUGGAGAGGGUGGAGAGAACUGCAGUUCUGAGCACUGAGCAGCUGCCAAGUGAGCUCUUCAUGAAAUAAAGUACAGACAAGAUUUUCUGCAAGACUAGGAACUUGGACCUGUUACCUUUUCAUCUACCCAGGAAACUAGACAGUGCUACCAAGGACAAGGGAGGGCAGUGACACUGAAUGAAUGUGAAGACCCUGGAAGAUAAGAUGUACUGAGCAGCAGGGACUUGGGAGAAGCUUUAAGCUGCUAAAGAUGGAAAAUAAAACAGGAGGUGAACUGAACCAGACACAACUUCAGGCCCGAGCAUUGGUAUCCUUAGAAUACCAAGUGGUCACUAUCCUCUUAGUUCUCAUCAUUUGUGGAUUGGGCAUCAUAGGCAAUGUCAUGGUGGUCCUUGUGGUAAUGAGAACCAAACAUAUGAGGACCCCAACUAACUGUUACCUGGUGAGCCUAGCCAUAGCUGAUCUUAUGGUGUUGGUGGCUGCAGGUCUCCCCAACAUCACUGACAGUAUCUAUGGUUCCUGGGUCUAUGGCUAUGUAGGAUGUCUCUGUAUUACCUAUCUCCAGUACUUGGGCAUUAAUGCUUCUUCUUGCUCCAUCACAGCAUUUACAAUUGAGAGAUACAUAGCCAUCUGUCACCCCAUCAAGGCCCAAUUCCUCUGUACCUUUUCAAGAGCUAAAAAGAUCAUUAUCUUUGUGUGGGCUUUCACCUCCAUUUAUUGCAUGCUUUGGUUUUUCUUGUUGGACCUCAAUAUGGUCACAUACAAAGACGCCACUGUAGUAUCUUGUGGCUACAAAGUAUCUAGGAAUUACUAUUCACCUAUUUAUUUGAUGGACUUUGGCAUAUUCUAUGUUGUACCAAUGAUUCUGGCCACUGUCCUCUAUGGACUCAUAGCUAGGAUACUAUUCUUGAAUCCCAUUCCUUCAGAUCCUAAAGAAAGCUCUAAUGCAUGGAGAAAUGAUCCAGCUUAUCAGAAGAAGAAUCUGAAUGCUAAGACAGCUAGCAGAUGUUUCAAUAGCACCAUUUCUUCCCGGAAGCAGGUUACCAAGAUGCUGGCAGUGGUUGUGAUUCUAUUCGCUCUUUUAUGGAUGCCAUACAGGACCCUCGUUGUAGUCAACUCAUUCCUAUCCAGCCCUUUCCAAGAAAAUUGGUUCUUGCUGUUCUGCAGAAUUUGCAUUUAUCUCAACAGUGCCAUCAAUCCAGUGAUUUACAACCUCAUGUCCCAGAAAUUUCGUGCUGCCUUCAGGAAACUCUGCAACUGCAAAAAGAAGUCUUCAGAGAAACCGGUCAACUACAGUGUGGCCCUGAACUACAGUGUCAUCAAGGAGUCUAGCCACUUCAACACAGAACUUGAAGAUAUCACAGUCUCAGACACUUAUCUGGCCACUACCAAAGUGUCCUUUGAUGAUACAUGUUUAUCUUCUGAGGUAACAUUUAGCUGAACUUGAGUCAGAAUCUGAAACAUGAUGGAUCACAAAGUGGAGGAGGCUUUUGGACCAUAAUGAGAGGAGAAGAAAAACUGCCAUUUUGUUGGCUAUAUGUAAAGUGGACCAAAAAAAGAUUUUCUCUAGGUUCUUUUGUCUCCCUUGACUUUGUUGCCCAUCAGUUGUCCAGGAGAGGAAUUCAGAUCUUUCCCUUAAUAAAAUUAUCAUCCAGGAAAAAAAAAUGAAGCUAAUCAGAGAAAUACUUUGGUUAUAGCCAAUCAGGAAAAAAAAAACUUCUUUAAAUUAAUUUAAUCAAUUCACCUUAUUUUUUAGAACUCAGUAACUGAGUACAGGCUCUAUGAGUUUUAGCCUCCUUACUUCUCCAAAAGACUGACUACAUUAUGCAUCCAAAUGACUUUAAUGCUUAAAGUAUUUUCCAUAGACUUAUUAAAAAUGUUAAUUAAAAAUUUGUUUCUUUAAUAUUUCACUGUCCACUUAUAACAUUCAGAUUCCUCCUUGCUAAUGUAUUGUUAUUAAACUUUAAUGUAAAAUGCAUCUCAACUAUUUCCAAAAUUGUGCAUUUAAUUACUAAUGAGAUUUAUUUUUUGAAACUAAAGUCAGUUUCUUCCAACUAUUUUAGCCUUUCAUAAAUAAUGACUGGAUAAAAUAUAAGAAAUAUGUUCAAGGAAAAACUUUUGGGAUAUUCUUAGGUAUAAACUAUUGAGUCAUAUAAAAAAAAAACUCACUUCAAAAUGUAAAUCAUUUGUAAAAAUUUAAUUAAUUUCCAGGCUGCCAAAAUUCAGCUUCCAAAUAUGAGCUACCCACAGAAUAGUCUUGAGUCUGAAUAUAAAUUUUUUUCAAUAACAUUUCCCAUCGAAUAUACUUUUCAUUAUUUUUAGAUUCAACUUCUCUAGAGGUCAGAAAUAUAUUGUUACACAUGGACUUUUUAGAAACUGCACAAUUUCUGUAGACUCUAUACUUCCUCAGAAUUUAGGCAAACUCUUCAAUAUCAUUAUUAAGAUAUGUUCAAUAUAUGGCUAAUUCUCUCUCUUCUCAUGAACCAUUAAACAUGUUUGAAUAUGAAUAUGUCAGAACAUUUUGUCAAAGCCAUGCCUUGAAGGCAUUCAUGUUAAUUCUUGCCCUGCCAUUUGGUAGAUUGUAUAUUUGCACUCACUGAAUCACCAUCAACCAGAUCUUUCUCGUACAGCUGUUCUUUGUGAGUAAGUUAAGAACUCAGCAAGGAAGUCUCAAAAGCUAGACUCUUCCAAGCCAUUUUCUGAUGACAAAUUUAAGAGAUGCCAAGCACUAGAAGUACCAUAUUGUCUGGCAAAAGUCCUCUCCAACUGCCUUUCUGGGCCCUGAAUUAAUUCUAGAAUCUCAAUCUCUUUUCUUUAUUGUGGAGUCAAAUGUAUUGCUCCUAGUUUUGAAUCUUUCUUUACGAUGAUUUUACCUCUGGAAGUCCCUUCCAGCACUUGCUUUUGUAAAAUAGACAAUUGCUUAAAAAGGGGAGAGAAACAAAAAGCAGAGUGACAUCAAAUUCUUCAUUAUUAGGUCCUUCACUAGAUUCUUGAAGUAGCAUGUUACAGUGAAAAUAAUCCUUACUGCCUUGUGAAUCAGACAAACUGCUCAAAUUCCAAUUCUAUCUCUUACUUCUUUUGUGGUCUUUGAUAAAUCAUUUAACCACUACCCCUAGAUCUCAGUUUCCUUACUUUUAAAAUGAAAGAGUUGGACUUGAUGGCUUUUACGGUCUCUUCUAGCUCUGAGCCUGUGAUAUUUAAUUCUCUGAUUGAAUUAGAUUAAGCUAAUGCUAUUUUCGCAGAAAAAGUAAAAUUGUGAGAGUAAGGUUAAAUGAAAACAUAGCAUUGUGUAAAACCUAUUAGACUCACGAUCAGGAAAUAUCUGGAUUUAACUCUUAUCUCCAGUACUUCUUUCACUUGUGUGGUGGUGGGGAACUUAAUCUCCCAAAGCCUCAGCUUCUUCAUUUAUAAAAAGUGGAUAAUCAUAGAUGCUAUUCCUUAUCUCAUAGGUACACUGUGGGUUUCAGAUAAAAUCAUAAUGGACAGUGCUUUAAGAUUAAAGAGCUAUAGAGACCCUUUUAUUAAAUAGGUAUUCAGGAUUUGUAGUGAAAACUUCUAAGAUCCUAAGAUAAAAUUAGGGGGUUUUUUUGUUUUUUUUUAAGUAUCCUUGGCUUAGAAAAAUGGUCCUAUAAAGUAACAAAUGGCCAAAUUUUCAUUUUAUUGUACAUUAAAAAAAAAACCUU